Molecule: messenger RNA, 1354 nt
Organism: Oryza sativa Japonica Group (Japanese rice)
Lineage: Eukaryota; Viridiplantae; Streptophyta; Magnoliopsida; Poales; Poaceae
Product: transcription factor bHLH96
Biological process (GO): regulation of transcription by RNA polymerase II
Molecular function (GO): DNA-binding transcription factor activity, RNA polymerase II-specific; RNA polymerase II cis-regulatory region sequence-specific DNA binding; protein dimerization activity
Source: RefSeq, a predicted model, not a curated record
CCCCUCGCGUCGCUGGGCAACUCACUCUUUAAUUCGCCUCCCCCUGAAUCGUGUGCGUAUCGUAUCGUGGCGUCGUCAGUUCGCGAAAAAAAACGCCCGUUCGUUUUGCCGGGUGCGUGCAGGAUGGCGUUAGAGGCCGUGGUGUUUCCGCAGGGCCAUUUCGGCUACGGGUGCGGAAGGGACUCGCCGGCGUACGGGAUGCCGUGGUGCGACGUCCUGGCUGCUGCCGGCGGCGGCGGCGGCUUCGGUGAGUUUUACGGAGUGGACGAGUGGGAUGACCAGCUGCAGGUCGCCUCCGUGGAUGAGUGGGAGGUGGCAUCCAAGGAUAACUCGGAUGCUUCCACGGAGGGCAAGGCGGCGGCGGCGGAGCGGGCGGAGCCGGUGGCCGCCGGGAGGAGGAAACGGAGGCGGACGAAGGUCGUCAAGAACAAGGAGGAGAUCGAGUGCCAGCGGAUGACCCACAUUGCCGUCGAGCGCAACCGCCGCCGCCAGAUGAACGAGUACCUCGCCGUGCUCCGCUCCCUCAUGCCGGCGUCCUACUCGCAGAGGGGUGAUCAAGCAUCGAUCGUCGGAGGAGCAAUCAACUACGUGAAGGAGCUGGAGCAGCUACUGCAGUCGCUGGAAGUCCAAAAGAGCCUCAAGAACCGCAGCGGCGCCAUGGACGCCGCCGGCGAUUCCCCUUUCGCCGGCUUCUUCAGCUUCCCACAGUACUCCACGUCGCCUCGCACUGGCUGCAGCGCCGCCGCCAGCGCCGGGAGCUCCGGCAGUGCGAGCAGCGUCGUCAUGGACGACACGGCGGGCUCCGCGGAGAGCGGCCGGCAGUCGGCGGCCAUCGCCGACAUCGAGGUGACCAUGGUGGAAGGGCACGCGAGCCUCAAGGUGCUCGCGCGGCGGCGACCGAAGCAGCUGCUGAAGCUGGUCGUCGGGCUGCAGCAGCUGCGCAUCCCGCCGCUGCAUCUCAACGUGACCACCGUCGACGCCAUGGUCCUCUACUCCUUCAGCCUCAAGGUGGAGGAUGAUUCCAAGCUGGGCUCUGUGGAAGACAUUGCCACCGCUGUGCAUCAGAUCCUGGGCAGCAUUCAGCAGCAGGAGGCCGUCCUCUCCAUCAGCUGACGCCGCGAUCGAUGGAGACGACAACCGAGACGGCCGCCAUGUGAAGCCUCUGCCUCGUCCGUCCUGGAAAUGGAACCAUGGCGCCUCGAUCGAUAGCUUGUUAGCUUGUAAUGUGUGAAUGUGAUUGUACCCUAGCCAACAGAGUGCUGCAUGCAUGCAGUAUCUCCGGCGACCUUAAUGAGAAAUCUAUACCAACAUUUUGAGCUCUUGUAAACGUACGUACGAUGACCACUUUUGUCUU